GCCACAAAGAAUGUUUCCCUUUUCUUUGUUGAUCAUUUAAUUUAGUUCUUCACAAUAUUGUGUAAGGGGGAGAAGAGAAAAGUGUGUGAGAGAGAUCCCAGUGGAGAUGCCCCCCUCCCCGCUUUCUGAUGUCACAGAUGGUUCAGGGGACCAGCCCGCUCACAGCAUGGUGCCUAUAUGCUUUCCUUCCCCCAUUGUUCCCCCAGUUAAAAAAGAAGGGGGGAAAUACAAAAGCAGUUGGAAAACAUGCUUAAUAACUAAUUCCAAAUAAUUUCCCAAACAGAGGGCUCGGGCUAAGCAGAAGGGAGAGCUGUGCAGGCGCAAGCAGAGAGAGAGAGAGAGAGAGAAGGGGAAGGAGGGGGGCACAACCUGCCCCCAAGGCUUCUUGGGCAUCUGGACAAGAGUUUCUUUGGAUUCCUUGCAUGCUACUAGAGGGGACUUUGUUUCCCCCCCUGGAGCCAGCAUCUUCCCCCCUUAGUGCCUUCUCCUCUGCAGGAUGCUGCCCGAAGUUCUCCUGCUGGGUUUCGCUUUCCUCCCCUGGGUUUGGGGGGCUCAGACAUGUCAGUGCCGGUGCACCUGCCUGGCGGAACAAGCGAGGAAGGCCCCGCAGGUGCCCAGCAGGCAGACGCGGCAGCUUCGCCACAGCCGCCAGCCUAGGCAGAGGCACAGGCUAAGAGGUUUGAAGUCUCGUUCAGAGGAGGUUGUACCAUAUAUCAUUGAUCACCCCUCUGACCUCGUGGUACGCUGGGACCAGGCUGCUACCUUGAACUGCCGUGCGGCUGGGAACCCAACACCCACCAUUGAGUGGUAUCGCAAUGGCGAGUAUGUAAAGACAAACAAAGACGAUGGUCCCUCCCAACGCACCCUCCUGCCGGGUGGCUCCCUCUUCUUCUUACGCCUCAGUCAGAGGAAGGGGAAAUCGGACGAGGGGGUAUACAACUGCGUGGCCAGAAACCACCUGGGUGCAGCCGUUAGCAAGAAUGCUUCUCUUUAUGUGGAAGCUCUGCAAGAAGAGUUUCGGCUUCAUCCCAGCAACUUGGUGGUGACAGCUGGAGAACAAUUGGUUCUGGAAUGCUUGCCCCCUAGAGGACACCCUGAGCCAACCAUUUCGUGGAAAAAGAACGGCGUCCCCAUAAAUGAGGAAAAUGGUCAUUAUGAGGUGACCAACACAAAGCUUUUGGUAGCGCAUGCUUUGAAGAGCGACGCGGGAGCAUAUGUCUGCAUGGCCACCAAUCAAGUAGGAGAGCGAGCAAGCAGAGCUGCCUUGGUCUCCAUUUUGGAAAAACCAGUAUUCACUCGGAGGCCUAAUGAUGUCGUGGCCAAGCUUGGCAGCACCGUCCUGUUCAUGUGUGGAGUCCACGGAGACCCAACACCCGCCAUCCAAUGGCACAAGGAAACGGGAGAGCUUCCCUCCGGAAGGUAUGAAGUAAACAGAGAAAACGUCCUUCAGAUUCAGCACUUGACGAUGAACGACGCUGGGAAAUAUGUCUGUACUGCUCGCAACCAGGUGGGAACCAUCUCUGCCAAAGCAUCUUUAACUGUGCAGGAUCCCCUGGACACUGGCCAGAGCAAGCAGGACAGGCCAAAAGAUGUACUGAAGGAGCCGAUGGAGGCAAAGGUUUACCUGGCAAAUGUCACUGCUGUCCCCUCCACGCCAGCAGCCCACCUGCACUGGAAGGUUGUCUCCUCUUCCCAGCGCAUAGAUGGCUAUGUGGUGUUCUAUCGUUCCCUGUUGCCUGUGACCACACACUGGGCUGAAUGGCACGUCCAAAGCAACCACCGUACCAUCGUCCCAGGGCUUGAGAGAGGCUAUAAGUAUGAGUUCAAGGUGCAACCAUAUUCAGGGAAGGUUUAUGGCUUGGACAGCAACGUAAGGGACCUCUGGAUCCCAGAAGAAGUGCCUGGUGCUUCCCCUGAAAGCAUCAGCAUCACCACACUUCAAGAUGCGAAUGGCACUGUGAUCAUCCACUGGGAGCCCCCUCCACAAGACAUGCACAAUGGUAUCAUCAAAGGUUACCAGGUCUGGUUCCUGGGCAAUGAAACUCACUCAGGCUCUAACAGAACAGUGAGUGGAGAAACACACAGCCUAGAAGUGACAGGCCUGGCUAAUGGGCAAAAAUACUGCGUCCAGGUAGCAGCAGUCAAUGGAGCUGGAAUUGGAGUGCCCAGUAAUCCUGUUUGCAGUGCUGUAGAGCCAACAGUCGAGAAGAUGGCCAAGACCCCAGACUUCCAUUCUGCCAACUACAUCCUGGAAGUGGUGCGUCAACCUGUCUUCAUUGCCAGUGUGGGCUCGGCACUCUGGGUCAUGCUGAUGGCGUUCACGGUUUAUGUUUGCCAGCAGCAAGCCAGGCAGUAUGGCCGGAGACGUCCAUAUGCCCUAGGUGAAGGUUUGUAUAGAAACGCCAGUGAUGACACCAUCAUCAAACACAGGGUAGACUGUAGUGAUUCUCCCUGGCUUUCCAACACAUGGAAGUCAACUUCAGGCUCCAAGAACUACAGCACCAGCAGCAGCUUGAGCAGUCAGCUCCUGUGGACUGAACCCAAAGAUAACCAGGAACCCCACAAAUCUACAGCAUCCUUCGACAGGCAGAGCCAAGGUUCCCGCAUCCAAACUGUUCCUUUGGUGGCUGAUAGUAGGAGCAGCAGCCUAUAUGGGGCACUCUAUGUAGAUCUUCCCGUGAAGGACCUGAAAACUUUCUACAAUGCCCCACCGCCUCACCUUCCCAGCCCCAGCCUGCAUGCUAUGGAACUGGUACAAAACGGGGACCAGACGUUCAUGCCCCACUACAGCCCGAACCCCUGGCUGGCCAGUACUAGGGGAGCAGCACGUCCAGGGCCAUGGAUGGCAAAGGGCUCCCUAUCUCCAAAUCUUAUACCUCAGGGAUCCUGGGAUAAAAAUAGCAAGAAAGAGCUACAACAAGCACACAGCACUCCCACGCAGCCAUCUAGCUUUUCAGCAGACUGGAGCAGCCAGGGCAGCCAGACAAGCUCUCGUAUCAGCUCUGGGAAGCACCGGAGAACUCAUGGGGAGAUGAAAAAGGUGCUGAAAACGUACAGCUCCCCAAAGUUCUCAAAAUGCAGUGCCUCGCAGAACAGUACCGGUCUGUUGCCUCCUCCUCCUCCCGUCCCUCCGGGUUUUCAAGCUCCCCAAGAUCACAGCACCCAGCCAGUGUGUACCUGCACUUGCUACCUGGAUCCUCCCACGGACUUGGUCCUUCAGCAACAAGACAAAGAUUCCCUGCCGGCAACCAGCGAGUCCCUGGGAGAAAGCCAUACCUUCCCCACACUGCCCUACAGCCGUCUUUCUGCAGCUUCGAUCUCUGUAUCUCUCAAUGAUGAUGGGGAGACGGUUCUGACCCCUGAGGAGGUGGCCGAAUACCUAGAGCUCAGUGAGGAUGCAGAGCAUCAGAGGCAACAGAGCGACGGCGUUUCCGCUCCUCCGCGGGUCUUCUCCCCACCUCAUACCUAUGGCUACAUCUGUGGUCCGCUGGCCUCCGAGCUGCUAGAGAACAGUGCCGUGGACGACGACGACGACCCCAACAUGGAGGAGGAAGGUGGCUGCCGUUCCACAAAGUUCUUCCGCAGUUUCUGCUGGACCCCCUCGUCCAGCCUGAGUGAGGACGACGCCUCGCUGGGGGGCUCCCUGCUCAACGGGUGGGGAUCUGUCUCGGAGGACAACGGCACCAGCACCCGCUGCAGCCUGGUCAGUUCCACUGAUGGCUCCUUCCUUGUUGACGCCAGUUUUGCCCAAGCUCUGGCCGUGGCGGUGGACAGCUUCUGCUUUGGGCUGGCCCAGAGGGACAUAGACAAGGCGUUGACAGAUAUUUUGCCUUCAGCACCCCCUCUCCAUGGACUCCUGCAACCACAUGUUUCCUUGGAGAGCUCAGAGGAAGCUGAGCAGAAGCCUCCCGGAUCGCAGCUCCUUCCUGCGUGGGAGUGGAGCACAGAUUGGGUGGAUGAGGUGGAAGCCAAGUAUCCACAGAAGGCUGAGAACUGGAACGCCAUCCCGGAGCUGGGAAGGGGAAAGGCAGCGGCAGUAGCAGGAGAAACCCAGCCACUCACUUCUGCCUUGCAGGGGAUAAAGGGUGCCUGCAUGUCUGACUCAAGCAGCUAUCCAGACAGAAAAGCUGGGGCCAUCAAGGCUCCUCUGACAGCUACCCAGGACUCUGGGUCAGGAUCCUUUGCCAUUCCCAAGAGAGGAGAGGAACCGGUUGUGGAAAAGCUCGCCACGCCAAACAAAGGGGGUCGCUGAGAAGCCCGGAGAGCACAUCUGAGUGUGGGGACAAAGCAUCUCUCAGGGGGAGACAAACCCCUGUCUGAAACCCUGGACUGACGACAGCACUGAGUUUGAGGGAUCAAUGGCCUGAUUCUGUGUAACCCCCUCUUCCCACCUCGACCAUAGCAUUGUUCGUAAUAUAUGUGGAAGAAGGAACCUGCCCAUAUUCUGUUCGCAAUUUUUUUUAGCUUUGAGACUAGUUUGGACUAUUGAGCAUCAUGCACCCCUGUGCAAACUUAAGUGGGAGUAAGCCUCAUGGAACACAGCGAGACUUCCUUCUGAGUAAAAAUGCAUAGAAUUGGGAUGUCAGUGAGUCAGGCCUGGGAUUCACCUUCUCUCAUUUUAUCCUUGGUGUUACAGUGUAUGUUUUUGGGGGGGGAUAGGGAAAAAGAUAUCAGUUUACACUUUUUGAACUGGUCCUUCUAUAGCCUGCCAUGAUGAUCUGCAGUCCUGAGCAGAGGAUCUAGUGGUGCAAUUGCGUAAUUUUAGACUGUGUUCCUAACACCCCUCCCCUCUUUAGACAGCAAUAUAUAUUACUUAACUUCAAAAUGUGGUAAUCCAGCGUUUAGGAUUGAUGCAUUUAGGAGCCUUCCCGCUCCUGCAGCUGAAUGGAUCCCUGGACAUCUGCCCCAAAGUCCUACCCGGAUGGCACCACUGAGCUGAACGUAUUUAGCUUUGCAACAGGAAAAACCUUCACCUGCUGAUUCUUGCAUAUUAAAUGGACUAUAAAGGGAGAGGAGCAAAGCCAAACUAGUGUUUUCUUCUCCUCCUUCUUCUCCUAGCCAUAUUGGCAACUCUUCAGAAGUCUGAUCAUCGCAGGAGCCUCUGAGGUGGAGAUCAGUGUCAGGAUAAUGAAGAAAAACCCUCUGGGCCUUUUCUUCAUUGGCUUGUCUCCCAGGAUCCAUCAGCCUCUGCCACCAUCUGGGUUGCUGACUUGCAAGGACAUUUCUACUGGGCAGGGGGGCACUUUUUCUAAUCUCCUACUUAUCAAUUACCAAUGCUGUGGAUUUUUAAAGUUUGGACUGAGGUCCCCACCACCAUCGUCCCCAUGCAGCCUGCAGUGGUUUCUUAGAGAAAGAAAGAAAGAAAGAAAGAAAGAAAGAAAGAAAGAAUCUUCAAAGUGGAGAAAAUAGCAACUUGGUAAUCAUUUUCAACUUGGGCAGCCCUUUGUUGCUUUCGCUGUUUUUACCUUCUUGCAGGAGAACUGUUUACGUCGCUGCAAACAUUUCCUUCCUUUCGAAUGUCUACUAAUUGUGCCUGAUGUGGCGCAGCUACUAAAUUUUUCAUGUGUGUGUGUGUGUGUGUGUGGCCUUACUGUGUAAAUAAAUUGAAACAUUUCCAAAAGGUGCAA
This is a messenger RNA of Podarcis raffonei (Aeolian wall lizard), 5627 nucleotides long. RefSeq names its product roundabout guidance receptor 4 (gene ROBO4). NCBI's taxonomy places the organism in Eukaryota, Metazoa, Chordata, Lepidosauria, Squamata, Lacertidae. Gene Ontology annotation, biological process: cell-cell adhesion; axon guidance. The record is from RefSeq and is a predicted model, not a curated record. The transcript is spliced from 21 exons. Gene Ontology annotation, molecular function: protein binding. Bases 497 to 4252 code for a protein of 1251 amino acids. Gene Ontology annotation, cellular component: plasma membrane; axon.